UGGAAAAGAAGUUCCUGGUAUCCACGCAGCGUUGUCAGUCAGUGACGGUCUCAUCAUCAUCCGGGCUGACGAACAUAAUGCAAUUCAAGGAGUGCUUGAUCGGGAAGGAUGAAUUUUUCAAAUCGCGUUAACACGUUUCCAAUUAAAGACACGCCGGGGUAAUCCGGUGGGACCGAUUACGUCUGCGAAUAGACAGUAAAAGGCUGGGAAAGAUCUAACGAAAGUUACCGAACAAAGGUUGCCAAGUGGACUUUUAUUGUUUACCACCCACCUCAAGUCGAUAAUAUCAUAUUGAACUACCACAUGCAUCGUAUACUAUAUAAGGGCCUGCGCUGGGAGGCACUGCAGAAAUGGUGUAGUUUAUGGAAUAAAGUGCACACCGGGAGAAAUUAUUUAUUCUGUGAGCAAGUUUCAGGAAAACAAAAACGACACCGCUUGCAAAGAGAGGGGGCAGAAUAUAUUUUGAAGAGCCACGGAGUCGCAGCUGGGAGGCUUUAACCUGAUCCCAACAUCAGAAAUGAACAGCCCGAGGUCACUGCUAUUCUUUGGACUGAUACUUCUCAUUAGCACAGCUGGAUAUUGCAAAGAGAGGACAGAUCUCACAGAGUUAGGGGAGAACAAAACCCUCUUUAACUUAAUAUUGGAAAUCAUAAAUCAUUUACAAAAACACCGGGAAGAGGAAACCAAUGAGGUCGACUACUUUCCACAACGUGUCGAUUAUACGCUUGAUUCCUGGGAAUUGCCUGACAAUGAGGUGUAUCGUAAGGAGGAGAGAGUUGAAAUCGUGCCCAGAGAUCUGAGGAAGAUGAAAGACAAGUUUUUGAAACAUUUAACAGGUCCACUUUACUUCAGCCCCAAGUGUAGCAAACAUUUCCAUCGGCUGUACCACAACACCAGGGACUGUACCAUACCAGCAUAUUAUAAAAGAUGUGCCAGACUUCUCACAAGAUUGGCAGUCAGUCCCAUGUGCGCUAAAGGCUAAAUGCGAUUACAACUGGUAUCAACAUUAAGAUAUCCCCAGAACCAAGAAAAGUGCCUUGGAAAACAACAGGGAAACACAUUGAUCUCAGUACCUUUAUAACAUAUUCCAUUGUGAACAAAGAUUUAUUUUUGCAAACUGAUCGAUUACCUCCAUGAACUCAUUAAUGUGCAUUUUGUAUGUUGUCAACAUUAUUUCUGUAAUUCUGUACAUUAGUAUAAAUAACUGCCAAUGUUACAAAGGCUGAACAUUUAAGAAAAUAACAACACUUCACUGUUUUCCUGCGUAAUGCUGCCAAAAAUUGCACAAAUGCUUUCUUGUUCAUGUCUGGAGCAUUAUUUUGUAUUAAACAUUGAGACACUCAGAUACUGUUCAAGACAAGGCUAAUGUAUCCUAAAUUUAUUGUAGGAAUUUUUUUCAUGCUUCAGAAUGCUGGUUAUCUUUACUUGUCAUAUGUAAUGCUUAUGCAGUUUAAAACCAUUUGCUGUGCCAUAACACAGCAAAAUAUUGUUAUAAUAGAAUGCUUGGGGUCACCCUCUACUCCAAGGGAUAAGUUAUGGUUUGCAUGACAUUUUUUCUUACCUUCGUCUUUACAAAGCAUAAUAUUUUACAACUACACUGUUAGGU
Molecule: messenger RNA, 1606 nt
Organism: Chiloscyllium plagiosum (whitespotted bambooshark)
Lineage: Eukaryota; Metazoa; Chordata; Chondrichthyes; Orectolobiformes; Hemiscylliidae
Gene: alkal2a
Product: ALK and LTK ligand 2a
Biological process (GO): positive regulation of ERK1 and ERK2 cascade; positive regulation of ERK5 cascade
Molecular function (GO): receptor tyrosine kinase binding; receptor signaling protein tyrosine kinase activator activity
Source: RefSeq, a predicted model, not a curated record